This is a messenger RNA of Mucor mucedo, 1386 nucleotides long. RefSeq lists its product as uncharacterized. The coding region runs from base 1 to 1386 and encodes 461 amino acids. NCBI's taxonomy places the organism in Eukaryota, Fungi, Mucoromycota, Mucoromycetes, Mucorales, Mucoraceae. The transcript has a single exon. The record is from RefSeq and is a predicted model, not a curated record.
AUGGCUCUGUUGAAACUGCCUAGUGAAAUACUAGAAGACAUUAUCCAUCUUUCUUCUGCAGUGGAAAAGAAAGAUACACACCAAUUUCAUGGCUGGCGAUACCCCGAAUACACACACGUGGAUCUUAAGAAUAUCGCACUCUGUUGUCGGUACCUUUAUAUUCUUGUUGCACCAUUUUUAUGGCGAUAUAAAGAAUUCAUCCUACCUCGUGAAGACGAUGAAAAGCACCAACGUCAUAUCAAGGUACAAAUGGCCACCGACCUUCUUUCUAAACGAGCUCUUUUCCAAAAAAACUAUGCUUUAGGCGAUUACGUUCGUUCCCUCAGUCGAGAUUUAACCAACGGUCCUCAUUACGACUUGUCCAAUUCGCAACUCAUGGCACAACUCGUGGUAAACCUACGUGCGCUACGGAUUGAUUUUCAUCCCAAGGAAAGAAGCGAGUUGUAUGGCUUGCGUUACUUCUUUGAAUAUUGUCCUCAUUUGAGUGAAUUAUACUUGACUCACUGUAGAGAUACCUUUGAUGAUUUCUUGGCCUUGAUCGAGUUUCAACCUCCCUUAAUAUCUUUGACCCUGACGGAUUGCACAAUCAAGGAAAGUACAUUUGCUCAAUUUCCCAACAGUCUAAACAGGCUUCAACAUUUGUUAUUACAACAGGUUCUUAUCGAACCUUCCAUACCCACUAAAUCCAAUACACACUUAAUUGACCCAAACCAAUUCAUUCACCCAUUUCAUUAUCUCAACAGCAAAUCCACACCCAUCCCUUCCUCUCUCUAUCAAUCUUUCUUUACACAGCAAUCCCUGACCCAUCUGGCACUCAACGACUCUGUCUCGCAUUCACUCGUAUCCGACAUUGUUCAUCAUUCGCCACUGUUAGAGAAACUCGCUAUUGUACUGCAUGAUUUGGACCCUCUGCAUGUCUCCCAGUGCAUCCACCAUAUCAGCCAAUUAUCUAGAUUAUCCAUCCUCUCCUUGGCCUUUCGUAAAUACUAUCCAUUGUCCAAGGAGUGUGAAAAGUUGCCUUGUCACGUGCCUAGCGCCACCUGGCUGCACUUUGCUUCUCACUUUCCACAUCUCACCCUUCUCUAUAUCUCCGCUACACGGCUCUUAGUCGAUGCAAAUUUCAUACCCACUCUACUACACACGAGUCCUCAUCUCUCCAAUAUUAUCAUUCAUAACAUGGCACUUGUUGUCAGCCCUAUUGAUCGUAGUGAAGAAGAAGAAAACGUGAGGGAUAUGUAUCUAAGAGAGUGUGAAUCCUUGUUGUUUGACGUAGAGGACUGGACAGAUCACCGAAAUGAUCUGUAUACGUAUGAAGAAGCCAAGGAAAGAGGGUAUAGAUGUUUUGAUGAGACAGAUCGAGUAUGUUUUAUCAAAGGCUUUUUGUGA